This is a messenger RNA of Nylanderia fulva, 1836 nucleotides long. Lineage: Eukaryota; Metazoa; Arthropoda; Insecta; Hymenoptera; Formicidae. The record is from RefSeq and is a predicted model, not a curated record.
AUGACCUAUGCAGUGACGAAAAAUCGCAUGGAAACAUUAAAAGAAAAAUUCGAACAGUGCUCAAAAUUAGAUGCCAAAUUACACGCUUCCGCUGACUCCAAGGAGAAGACCACGCACCCCUACUUCUCAGAUCACGAAUUUGACGAGUGCGAAGAAGCCUACGAGACAGCGUUGGAUUAUUUCGCAGAGGUUGUACAUGAACUCUCCAAAUCAUCAGCUCAUCCUGCAGCUAACGUAAGUCAUUUGCACGACUGUCAGUCUCAUACGACACUCAACCUACCGAAGGUCACAUUGCCGGUCUUCGAUGGAUCGUUCGACAAAUGGGAGAGCUUCCGCGAUCGUUUUCAAUCGAUGAUUAUAGAAGAAAAAAGCCUGUCUAACGUACAAAAAUUGCAUCAUUUAUUCUCGUGUCUAAAAGGCGAAGCGCUCACCGCGAUCGAACAUUUAACGAUUACUUCUGAUAAUUUUGCUGUAGCGUGGACGAUUCUUUCGUCCAAUUUUGAAAACGAGCGUCGGCUAAUCAAUUCGUAUAUACAUCGCUUAUUUACAUUGCCCAAUGUCACGGCGAAAUCGGCGACCGAACUUCGAGCUCUACAGAGCAAAUUAACUGCCGCAAUUGCCGCGUUAAAAAAUUUGUCUCGUCCGGUCGAACACUGGAGCGAUAUUUUUGUUUAUAUUAUCACACAAAGACUCGACAAAUCCUCGCGCGAAGCGUGGGAAUUGAAGUUAGGAAAAACAACCGUCUAUCCUACGUUUGACGAAAUUAGCGCGUUCUUGGAUUCUCGUAUUCGCGCUCUCGACGCCCUUGUACCGAUCGCUUCGACACUCGAUAAACAAAGCGAUAAAUCAAACGCGAAAUUAAAACAAAGGGCUGUCACUUUGCAUACAACAAGCGCCACGAAACUUUCGUGUCCCGUGUGCGAAUCGAAUCAUUUGUUAUAUCAAUGUACCGCGUUCCUCGGAAAAACGCCGACUCAGCGAUACGAAAUUAUUCGUAACGGCAAGCGUUGCCUUAAUUGUCUCAGUUCGAAGCAUCAAGCAAAAGAAUGCCCGAGUACCCGCUCGUGUAAAGAAUGUCACAAAAGGCAUCACACGCUUUUACAUUUUUUUGACGCUCCGAAAUCAGCUGUUCAAGCGUCAUCGUCUCCCGCGUCAACAAAUCCCGUCAUCUCGACAAGUGACGUUUCCUCGCAUAUCGUUGCGAAAGCUGUAACAGCGCGUCACAUUCUCCUUGCAACUGCUCGCGUUCGCGUGCAUUCAAUGCACGGUCGAUUCCAAUGGGCCCGAGCGCUCAUCGAUCAAGGAUCUGUGUCAUCCUUUAUAACCGAAAAUUUAGUGCAGUCAUUAAGACUUCCGAAAUUAAAUACCGCUGUUAGGGUAACAGGUAUCGGCGAAACGCAGACAAGCGUUCGACAUGCCGUUCAUCUAACGAUAACUCCCAGCAACGCGGACACUCCGGUUUAUAGAACCACCGCGUUAAUUUUAAAAUCGUUAACUCGAUAUUUGCCAAACCGUCUCGACAUUCCAGAGCAAUGGCCGCAUUUGAAUGGCCUUUCGUUAGCUGAUCCCGAUCCCGCAGGAUCAGAUCCAAUAGAAAUAAUUAUCGGAGCGGAUCUUUUCGGGUCACUCAUCCUCGACGGCGUUCGAAAAGGCGCGGUUGACGAACCGAUCGCUCAAAAUACCGCGCUAGGCUGGAUCAUAUCCGGACCUAUAGCGCAACUCAGACCGCUCUCGCAGUCGUCCAUUGGAGUACAUCAUUGCUCUGUUACGGAUGAUCUCAAUCAAACUCUCCGCCGAUUUUGGGAAAUCGAAGAAAUUCCCGCUUCAUCAAAAUAA